AUGCCACCAGAUCCAAUUCUAGACGAGGACGAGCAAUAUGCUUCCUCCGAAGACUCCGACUUCGCCCCAGAUGCCGCGCCCGACCAGGCUUCCGACCAUUCUGGCUCCGAAGACGGUGACGACAGACCAAAACGACCUGCAAAUACCCAAGAGGCCGACGAGGCGGGCUAUGAUAACUCGGGCGACGAGGCCAUCAUAAAAAGAGGAGAGAAGCGACGCAAAAGGACAAAAGGGAAGGGGGCCCACGGCGACGAAGAUGAAGGGGGAGAAGGUGGCUUGAUCAAGACUCGAAGGCAGCGGGCGGCAGAGAAAGAAGAGCGCAAAUAUGCUACGAACAACGAACCCGUCACCGUCGAUGUCGAUGCCCUCUGGGCGCAGAUGAUUUCUGGAACCUCUACUGCUAAGAGCAAGGCCGAUAGCUCGAAUGCGGACACGAAAGACGCAGAGAAACAGGGCGAAGAUGGUCAACCAACAGCCGAUUCUUCCGCCGCCGAUGAUCCUUCAACCAUGAUACGGAUCAAGCGCACAUAUAACUUUGCCGGUCGGGUACACACUGAGGAGAAGCUCGUCCCGCGCGACUCGGCCGAAGCCAAGCUGUAUCUCGCAUCGCAAGACCCCGAGGCGCCCACGGAUAGCUCAGCAAAGCAAGCCCCGAGAAAGGCCUUUCGAUCAGCUUUCGAGCCCCGAAUUGAUAUUCUACCUCAGCGAGCAGAUCUCAACCUCGGCAUGGCCGCACGAAUCAAGGCAGGCAAGGAAGCCCAGGCCAAGAAGCUCAACGUGGUGGAAAAGAGUCGCAUGGACUGGGCCGGCUACGUGGACAAGGAGGGCAUCAAGGACGAGCUCGAGCUGGCGGGCAAGUCGAAGGACUCGUACAUGGCCAGAGAAGACUUUUUGGCCAAGAGCGAGGCUCGGAGAGACGAGGAGUCAAGAAGGGCAAGAUUGGCUGGGAAAGCCUAA
Molecule: messenger RNA, 957 nt
Organism: Fusarium keratoplasticum
Lineage: Eukaryota; Fungi; Ascomycota; Sordariomycetes; Hypocreales; Nectriaceae
Product: SWR1-complex protein 5
Exons: 2
Coding region: 1-957 (318 amino acids)
Source: RefSeq, a predicted model, not a curated record